This is a messenger RNA of Branchiostoma belcheri (Belcher's lancelet), 3072 nucleotides long. RefSeq lists its product as uncharacterized. The record is from RefSeq and is a predicted model, not a curated record. Lineage: Eukaryota; Metazoa; Chordata; Leptocardii; Amphioxiformes; Branchiostomatidae. Bases 506 to 1693 code for a protein of 395 amino acids. The transcript is spliced from 3 exons.
ACUGAUUUACAUGGUACUCAUUACAAACAAGUUAUAAAGCUACAUAGGAAACAGCUAAAAGUCCGCCCUAGCCUUAAACAAUGAACAGAGCCGCCAUUUUUUUCUGCCGCUGCCACGCCAAGGGGUGGAUUGCCUAACCGAAUGCAACACAAUAACAUAUGACGUCAAGGCAGAAUUUGGCGUCGGUGAUUGGUUUGCAGUCUGACGUCAUGACAACAACGCAUGCGCCCUACUAUCACAGGAAAAUUCCGUUGAGGAAGAAAGCAUUGAGACUGACGCCAGACGGACAAGUACCAGAUCAGUCACCUGUUUUUCUGGUCAUAUCCAGUCCAUUGUUGGUCUUUGACAGAUUAUUUCUUCAGAAAGGAAAAUUCUGUUGACCAAGAAAGCGUCGUGACAGACAGACAAGCACAGGGCAGUACGGGCCAGCUUCAGAUCAGUCACCUUUUUCUGGUCCUAUCCAGUUCAUUGUUGGUCUUUAACAGAAAGAAGGUCAUAUAGAAGUAUGGCAGCUGCAUCACAAAUACAUGUACAGGGGCCUCAGUAUCAUGGAGCGACUACAGUGCAAGCAAGAAAACGGCAGUUGAUACUGCAACUGCCAAAUGAGUCACCUCAUCAUAAAACAAGACCCAGGACAGAAACAGCAGACUUCAGAAAAUUCUGUCAAGAUCUUGGCUUCCAGGAAAAAUUUCCUGACGAUAUUCUGUUCAUGCCAGAAGAGGUUAGAGGACACCAAACAAGAGAAGAAUGGAUUCUUCAACUGAUGCAGGAAAAGUAUGAGGAGAGACUAAGUGAGAAUGACAGUAUGACAAGUCUCACUUUUGAUUCUCUAGCAGCAUUAGGGUUCUCUUAUGAUAAGAUACAGGCCAUAUUGGGUAGAAUCCCACAGCGGCUCAGGCCCUAUGAGGAGACAAUUUAUUGGGCACAGCAAAUUGUAAGUGAUGACCUCUUCCAUAUGCAGAAUGAGUGUCCAAUAUAUCCUUUUAAUGAUGCAUCCUCGUACAAAGUCACUUCAUGGCCAAAUCAACAUGAGAAAACUGAAGUUUCUACUCAAGACUUAACAUUUGUCAAUAUGCCCGGGUUUAGCCGUGGGUCCAGGAGUGUAGGGAAUAGCAUUAAGAAUCUGACAGGCUUUCCUAAAGCUGGGCCUGGUGAGUUGAUGCUAUAUCAUGCUACAUCACAUGAUUCAGUAGCUCAUAUUCUUAAAUAUGGAGUUGACCUAGAAAAGGGAAAGAAACCCAGUGACUUUAGCAAUGGUUACAGUUUCUACCUAGAUCCUGAUGUGGAUAGCUGUUAUGACUUUGCAGGUCGUAUCAAAAGUGCAAAGGCUGUUUUGGUUUUCAAGGUGACUGAGGAAGAUUUCACUAGUACUGAUAACACAUUGAACUUGUGUGAUGCUAAGCACAAGGGUCUUUGGCAAGAGGUAGUCAAGAGACACAGGCAGCCUGCUGGGGUCCCUAAAGCAGUGAAGAAGCUACAGGAAGAGUUUGGUUUGUCUAAGCCUUACAGGAAUUAUGAUGUGGUGUUUGGGCCAUGGUGCAAAAAUAUUGAUGAGGUUAUGAGGCCAAAGAUGCCACAGCUGCCUAAACCAAACGAACACCAAGUCCAGUACAUGGUUCAAAGUCAGGAAUUAGCUGAUAAACUGAAUCAGUCCCUGAAAUGUGUUUUGUUUUUCCCUAAGAGUAAGAAGUAGUUGCACUGACCCAAGUAAUGACAAUAUUGUACAUGUACCAUAGCCAAUAAGUACAAUGUACUUUCCAUUGGCAGUGAUUAAAUUGGAAUAGAAUCAGAUGUACAAGUAGUAAUGUACAUAAUGCAGGGCUUGAAAUUCAUUUUUGAGAAUAGGUGCACCCAACCUGAAAAAUACAUUGUACAUGUAUCAUAUUGUAUUCAUUAUUGAUGUGUUUUUAUAUCAUAUGUUAUCAUUAUUAGUCCGGGGUUGGAUGUGUUGUUGGUGAUACUGUGGUUGACCACUUAAUGUACGCGGACGAUAUUUGUUUGAUCUGUCCUUCUGUGAGGGCCCUACAGAAACUAAUUGACAUUUGUGAGCACGCGGGAACGGACAUCGACAUGUUAUUUAACGAUAAGAAAACAAUGUGUAUGUAUUUCCCAUGUUGCCGAUUCCGCCUGCACGGCCCACCUCCCCAACUGAAGUUGUACGGCUCCACAUUAGCAUAUGUUUCAACUGCCAAUUACCUUGGGUAUUACAUUACCCCUGACCUGUCAGAUGAUUCAGCCAUCCGGUGCCAGGUUAGAAGAUUUUACUCUAGAGCAAACUUUCUACUUCGUAGGUUCCACUACAGUUCAGUUGAGGUGAAAUGGAUUCUUUUUAAUAGCCAUUGCACCCCUAUGUAUUGCUCUCAGAUAUGGGCAGAUUAUAGUGUGGGCAUGAUUUCUGGAUUGCGAGUGGCGUACCACAGCGCCUUGAAGCUGUUACUCUCUGUUAGCAGAAGCACUAGCAACAGCCAGUUAUUUGCCAACCUCGGAAUCGACACUUUUGACGCUAGACGUAGGAAACAAUUGUAUUCUUUUGUCACUCGGCUACUUCAUAGUGACAAUACGAUCAUCUCUACGCUAGUUCACUCUGACGGCUAUUACCUCAGCACAUUCUGGAGGCACUACAUUAACCUAGUUUUUAAGUUGUUUAUUUUCUCUAGGUAUAGUUUGAUUAUCGUGGUAUUAGUUAUUGUAUUUGUUACCACGCCUCCAUUUCUUCUUGUCUGUCUGUUCUCGAUGUGAUAUGGGCCAGAUGGCCUGAAUUAAAGAACAAAUAUAAAUAAAUUAUUAAUAGUAAGGUUGUGAAAUUACCUUUUAGUUAUUACAGUACCACAAAAUCUUCAUGUAACCUACAUGACACUGUCUUAUACAUGUAUCAGGUAUACAACAUGACUACCUGUAUACAUGUGUACAUGUACAGUUGUCAUGUAGCACAAAGCCUAGAAGAAUUGUACAUAAUUAUGAGUGCUUUACAAUGUUCAGUGAAUUGUUUGUUAGAAUAGACUGUCAGUUAAACCUGCCUGGUUGUGGGAACUUUAUACUUUGAUUACUUUGUAAUAAAGCUUCUGAAUCCGU